GUUUGUAACCCGCAGUGGGAAACGAAACGUCAGCCGAUGACACUCGAACGUGCUUAGCGCUAGUGAAUGUUUUUCAGUGCAGCAUAGUUUUUUUUAGCGCAGAGUUCGGUACUCGUUUAUGAAUGCGUUUGUAUUUUGGUAUUUAUGCCUAAAUAUAUGUAAAAAAUUUUUAUGAAAAUGAUUGGUGGAAGUGGUGAACACUUCUUGGAGCUGUCCAACGUGUUUCACUCUGGGCAGGUGGAGCCAGGAUCAUGCUUACAACGGUUAAUGGGUACAGUAAAAACUGGAGUCAUUGUGAAAGAUGUUUCACUGGAAGUACAUGGAGGGGAAGUACUUGCCAUUCUCGGUUCAAAAGGCAGCGGGAAACGAGCGCUGCUGGAAGUGAUCUCCCGCCGGGCACAGGGCCCCACGAGGGGGCAGAUUACGCUGAAUGGGGUGCCCAUGUCCCUGCGGCUGUUCCAGCAGAGCUGUGGCUACGUGACGCACAAGUGCGACCUGCUGCCGGGCCUCAGCGUGGAGCAGACCUUGUUCUUCGCGGCCAACCUCACCAUAGGCUCUCAGGUCUCUCGGUACGUGAAGCGGUCUCGUGUGAAGCAGGUAAUGGCGGACCUCGCAUUGUCGCAGGUAGCAAACAGAAGCACGGAUGAUCUCACACAGAGCGAGUACAGGAGACUCAUGAUAGGAGUACAGCUGGUCAGGGAUCCUGUGGUGUUGCUCCUGGACGAGCCGACGUGGGACCUGGACCCCCUCAACACGUACCUGGUCAUCUCGAUCCUGUCGAACCAUGCGCGCAAGUACGGCCGGGCGGUCGUGCUGACCAUGGAGAAGCCUCGGUCGGACGUGUUUCCCUUCCUGGACCGCGUCACCUACCUCUGCCUGGGCGACGUGGUGUACACCGGCGCCACGCGCCUCAUGCUGCACUACUUCCGCAACAUCGGCUUCCCGUGCCCGGAGUUGGAGAACCCCCUCAUGUAUUACUUAUGCCUUUCAACGGUGGAUCGAAGAUCACGGGAACGUUUCAUAGAGUCGAACCACCAGAUAGCAGCACUUGUGGAAAAGUUCAAAAUUGAAGGUGGUCCAUUUAGAAAAUCAUCUGUUAUGAACCAUGAAGGAAUGAUGCUGGAAACACCUGAUGGGCUUCACGUCGGUGGUGUACUGUCUGCCAGUAAAGUUCCACUGUCAGCUUUUGGUCGCCCAGGUGUGUUUCAAACUGCCUUCACACUGUACGUGAGGUUCCUGUCAUCCACAUUCAACCUACGACAAGUGGGUGUUUCCCAGGUGGCUCUUCGUCUUCUUACUUUGCCAACUUUCUACUUUCUCGUGUGGAUCUUCUACACAGGAAUGCAGGAUUUCCAGAGAACUUACAUCACCAGAAAUGGACUUAUAUUCAAUUGUCUGGCUGGAGCAUACUUCACAGGCAUCAUCACAACUACAUGUGCAUACCCGGCUCACAGGACACGUUACUAUCAAGAAGCCCAAGAAGGGCUCUACAGCGGACCAAUGUUCCUUUUUGUCUAUUAUUUAUUCUCACUACCGUUCUCCAUGGUGUCUGUGGCUGCGGCAUCUUGGAUCACUUUUGAGCUGACAGGUUUAGCAUCUGUGAUGGAGUGGCUUCUAUUUGCGAGUGUGCUGUGGUCCUGCCAUCUGUUGGCCGAACAACAAACUAUUGCAUUAUUGAUGGUGAUCAAGAGUGCUUUCACAGCUGCUGUCACAAGCAUAUACUGCACAACUUUAUACUUGAUACUUGGCAGCGGUGCUCUGAGAUCCUUCCAUGGGUUGUCAGAAUGGCUCUUCUACUUGACGUACGCCACACAAACUCGCUACGCCAGCGCGUUCCUCAACCAGCAGAUGUUUGGGAACGGCCGGCUCAGCGGACUACCGUACAGUGCCACCCACAACUGCUCCUCCGUGAUCCUGGUGCAGGAGUCUCUGCUGACAGCUUCGUCAACGUUCACUUGUCGCUACGCAGACGGGUCGGCGUACCUGUCCGAGAGGUACAGCCGGAGCGGCAACGACGCACUCGCGGAAGUGCUCGACUCUGACCUCAACUUCGGAGUCACUUUCGCUUACUCCCUCAGUUUCCUGAUCAUAAACUGUUUGCUGUACCUGGUGCCACUGCCGGCUUUUGUGAAGGCAAAGUUUCGUGAAUAACAGUUUUAUUGAAAAAAUUAUAAGUAACAUGUAUAAAACACAUUCAUGUAUAACAAUAUUUUACAACAUUGCUACAUAAGUCAUAUGUAUACAGAUACAUUAAAUAUUUUAUAUUACUGGUAUUGAAAAAUAGCAAUUGUUAUAAAAACAAAAUAAACUUUAUCUGUACAUAAACACAAAUCUAUUCUAAAAGAUAAACAUGUAAAAGUUUUCUUCAACUGAUAAACCCAAUAUACCAUGAA
Messenger RNA from Bacillus rossius redtenbacheri, 2393 nucleotides. RefSeq names its product ATP-binding cassette sub-family G member 5. Lineage: Eukaryota; Metazoa; Arthropoda; Insecta; Phasmatodea; Bacillidae. Gene Ontology annotation, molecular function: ATP hydrolysis activity; ATP binding; ATPase-coupled transmembrane transporter activity. Gene Ontology annotation, cellular component: plasma membrane; ATP-binding cassette (ABC) transporter complex. The record is from RefSeq and is a predicted model, not a curated record. The transcript has 12 exons. Gene Ontology annotation, biological process: transmembrane transport. The coding region runs from base 172 to 2151 and encodes 659 amino acids.